Molecule: messenger RNA, 1392 nt
Organism: Parnassius mnemosyne (clouded apollo)
Lineage: Eukaryota; Metazoa; Arthropoda; Insecta; Lepidoptera; Papilionidae
Source: the annotation of a GenBank genome assembly
AUGGCACAGUUAAAUCAAGUAAAUUUAGAUAUAGAAGAUGAUCCGCCCGUUGAGAACUCAAACCGUAAUAAUGCACUUCACAGAUUGGAUUCUGCUUCUAGACCCGCUGCUCCAAGAAGUAAUAUAGGAUUAGGUGAUCGGUUAAACAGUGUUUUUCGUGAAAUCAGGCCUUUGGUUGAACAUGCUCGCAUGGGAAAUAAUGCUAGACUUUCGCUGCCAACUUGGCUACCGAGAAAUACGCCAGGUACACAUCAGUUAGGGGAUGGAAUACAAAGGCCACAGAGUUCAAUAGCUCAUGUAAAUCUUGGUCCUGGCUCGCAGACUUAUGUAAUAACAGAAAGAAGCAUACCUCUUGGGCAGAGACCACAAGGAAGCACAAGUGCCCCAAACAACUCUAACAUUACAGAAGAAGGUCAGGAACAUCAAGAGAUUAAUGCAUCAGUUAAUCCUGCUAACAACAACAACAUACAUGACAAUACUGAUAAUGACAGUCAAAGUGAUGAAAUGGCUCAGCAGGUAUUAGAUGUCAGAGCUGCAUUAAACUUUUUAAUACGCUAUGCACCUUUCUACUUUAUACUGUUCAUUAAACUGAUUUAUGACAGCAGAGAGGGUAUCUUUACAUUCCUCAUACUUUUCUCCAUAUUUGCACACAGUAACACGGUAGUGAGGAGGGAGCACGCCAAGCAAAUGAAUCGGAGUAUAUUGAUAUUAUUCAGUGAGUUAGUUUUCACUGCCAGCAGCAUCGCGAUUGUCCAUUUCCUGUUUGGCCAUGGGAGGUUAUUGCCCAACGUAGUCAUGUUCCCAGGGUAUACGGAACCCAUAGAUGUGUGGGAGUUACUGUGGCUGGUAGUUUUGACAGAUUUGAUUGUUAAGAUUAUAACUGUCGAUAUAAAAUUACUGGUGACCAUGAUGCCGGCGUGUCUUCUGCCGUUUCAGAAGAGGGGUAAAGUAUACCUUUUCACGGAGUCAGUGUCUCAGCUCUAUCGCUCUCUGAUCACCAUCCAGCCUUGGAUUAUCUUCUUGAUGCAGUCGUAUGAGGGAUCGGAGAAGAUGGUGGGCAUGUUCCUCACCUCUGUCUACGUUAUAGCCAAGAUAGUAGAGAUUCUGGUGAGGCUGCGUCUGUUUAAAAACGCAACAUGGACGCUGCUUCAAAGUGUGAAUCUGGGCACGAAGCCAACCGGCGAGCAGCUGGUGUCGGCCGGGGACUCGUGCCCGAUCUGCCACGACGACUACACAACCCCCGUGCGAUUGGAUUGUAGUCACAUUUUCUGCGAGCUUUGCAUCUCGGCCUGGCUGGACCGGGAGCACACGUGUCCACUCUGCCGCGCCAAAGUCGCCGACGAGCCUACUUGGAGGGACGGCACCACCACAUACGAAUGUCAACUGUAUUAA